Molecule: messenger RNA, 2957 nt
Organism: Jatropha curcas
Lineage: Eukaryota; Viridiplantae; Streptophyta; Magnoliopsida; Malpighiales; Euphorbiaceae
Gene: VPS35B
Product: VPS35 homolog B
Biological process (GO): retrograde transport, endosome to Golgi; intracellular protein transport
Cellular component (GO): late endosome; retromer, cargo-selective complex; retromer complex
Source: RefSeq, a predicted model, not a curated record
ACUUAUGCUUUGCUCUCUCACUGUUGGCGUCUCCGGUUAGACGAAACGGUUUAUUACCUCGUCGUAGCUCUGGUACUGUGAGCUGUUGAACCAACGGAAAAUAUGAUCUUAGACGGAAUAGAAGACGAAGAGAAAUGGCUUGCGGAAGGAAUUGCCGGAGUUCAACAAAACGCCUUUUACAUGCAUCGCGCUUUGGAUGCCAACAACCUCAGAGAAGUUCUUAAAUACUCUGCUCUGAUGUUAUCCGAGCUCCGAACUUCGAAACUCCCACCUCAUAAAUACUAUGAACUCUAUGUGAGAGCUUUCGAUGAAUUGAGGAAGUUGGAGAUAUUCUUCACGGACGAGAGCAGACAUGGAGUUUCAGUUGUUGAUUUAUAUGAACUUGUGCAGCAUGCUGGCAAUAUAUUGCCUAGACUGUAUUUGCUAUGUACGGUAGGAUCAGUAUACAUCAAAUCGAAGGAGGUCUCGGCUAAGGAUGUGCUUGGGGAUCUUGUGGAAAUGUGUCGGGGUGUCCAACAUCCAAUGCGUGGAUUGUUUCUUAGAAGUUACCUUGCUCAAGUUACUAGAGAUAAAUUGCCCAACUUUGGUUCCGAAUAUGCAGGAGAUACUAACACGGCCAUGGAUGCUGUAGAAUUUGUGCUGCAAAAUUUUAUUGAGAUGAAUAAACUGUGGGUUCGAAUGCAGUAUCAGGGACCUGCUCGAGUAAGAGAGAAGCAGGAAAAGGAAAGAAGCGAGCUGCGUGAUCUUGUAGGGAAAAAUCUCCAUGUUCUUAGCCAGAUAGAAGGUGUGGACCUCGAAGUUUACAGAGACACUGUACUUCCCCGAGUUUUAGAGCAGGUUGUCAACUGUAAAGAUGAUCUUGCACAAUAUUAUUUGAUGGAUUGCAUAAUCCAGGUCUUUCCAGAUGAAUACCACUUGCAGACCCUUGACACAUUACUGGGGGCCUGCCCGCAGCUUCAGCCAACAGUUGAUGUCAAGACAGUGCUAUCGCAAUUGAUGGAGAGAUUAUCGAAUUAUGCUGCUUCCAGUGAAGAUGUUUUACCCGAGUUCCUACAAGUAGAAGCUUUCACUAAAUUGAGCAGUGCCAUUGGAAAGGUGAUAGAAGCUCAGGUUGACAUGCCAAUUUUUGGAGCUACUACUUUGUAUUUAUCACUACUUACAUUUACACUUCGUGUGCACCCUGAUCGGCUGGAUUAUGUGGAUCAAGUGCUGGGAGCAUGUGUUAAAAAGCUUUCUGAGCUGCCAAAGCUUGAAGACAGUAGAGCUAUAAAACAAAUUGUUGCACUUCUGAGUGCUCCAGUAGAGAGAUACAAUAAUGUUGUGACUGCCUUAACGCUCUCAAAUUAUCCUCGCGUCAUGGACCGCCUCGAUAAUGAAACUAACAAACUCAUGGCUAUGGUUAUCAUCCAAAGCAUUAUGAAAAAUAAUACUUGUAUUUCUAGUGCUGAUAAGGUUGAGGUGUUAUUCGAAUUGAUAAAAGGGCUCAUUAAGGAUUUGAAUGGAACUACUGUAGAUGAGCUUGAUGAGGAGGAUUUCAAAGAAGAACAAAAUUCUGUUGCUCGCCUUAUACACAUGCUUUAUAAUGAUGAUCCAGAGGAAAUGCUGAAGAUUAUUUGUACUGUGAGAAAGCAUGUAAUGGUUGGAGGACCAAAACGGUUACCCUUUACAGUUCCUCCUCUAAUAUUUGCUUCACUCAGGCUGAUCAGGCAAUUGAAUAGUCAGGAUGGAGAGGUAGUGGGAGAAGAACUGCCUGCGACACCUAAGAAAAUUUUUCAACUCCUGAAUCAGACAAUUGAGGCUCUUUCAUCUGUUCCAUCACCUGAGCUUGCUUUAAGGUUGUAUUUGCAAUGUGCUGAGCAGACUACACAUCCGCAGGCUGCAAAUGACUGUGAUCUUGAGCCAGUGGCUUAUGAAUUUUUCACUCAGGCAUUUGUAUUAUAUGAAGAAGAAAUUGUGGAUUCCAAAGCGCAAGUGACUGCAAUACAUCUAAUUAUUGGUACUCUUCAGAGGAUGAACGUUUUUGGUGUUGAGAAUAGGGAUACCUUAACACACAAGGCCACUGGAUAUUCUGCAAAACUCCUGAAGAAACCCGAUCAAUGCAGAGCAGUUUAUGCAUGUUCUCAUCUAUUUUGGGUUGAUGAUCAGGACGGAAUCAAGGAUGGAGAAAGGGUCCUGCUAUGCCUAAAGCGUGCCUUGAGAAUUGCAAAUGCUGCCCAGCAAAUGGCCAACGUUACAAGCGGUAGCAAUGGACCAGUUAUACUGUUUGUUGAAAUAUUGAACAAGUACCUGUACUUCUUUGAGAAAGGGAACCCACAGGUAACUAGUGCUGUAAUCCAGGGGUUGGUAGAACUAAUCAAUACUGAAAUGCAAAGUGACUCUUCAACUCCAGAUCCUGCUGCAAAAGCUUUCUUUGCAUGCACUCUUAGGUACAUUCAAUUCCAGAAACAAAAAGGCGGUGCUAUGGCUGAGAAAUACGAGCCUAUCAAGGUUUGACUUGCAACAUGUCUAAAACAAGGUGUGUAAACUGUGAGAACUCAAUCGAACAAGUUGUUUGGGGUUUGAUGGAAGGAAUUGCCGAGUGGGUUUGCCUUUGUAUAAUCUUUCUAAUGUAGCAUAGCAUUUAAUUUUCCACCCUGUUGAUUUGUGAAUAUAGGAAAAUUUACAAAAAGAAAAGGCAUCUAAAAGCAUCAUUUCUCCAAUUUGGAUUUGAAUUUGAGUUUUACUUCCAUUUCAUUCUGAUUCUUCCAGAAUCUUUGUGCAUUAUCAUUGGUAGAAAUUUCUCAGAGAAUAAUUGGUUGAGCAUUGUAGGUCAUGAUGUAUAGUAGUUUGUCCACUAGCAUGUAGUCACUGUAUUUCUUGCAGUUGGCUUUCCUCCAUCUCUGUUGUACGUGUAGGUUGGAUUUUUUCUGUUGAAUGUUAUUGGAUUAUUCAAUGAAAAGUCAUCUGAUUGAGGAAUA